This is a messenger RNA of Prorocentrum cordatum, 883 nucleotides long. Lineage: Eukaryota; Dinophyceae; Prorocentrales; Prorocentraceae. The record is from the annotation of a GenBank genome assembly.
CGGGCGCCAGGCUGUUUUCCGCACUUCGCGCGUCCGGGCGCAGCUGGCUGCGGCCGAACGGUUCCUCGGAGGAGGCCGCCCUCUGCGCCGGGUGCGCCGGGGGCGCGGCCGACUGCGAGCUGGAACUGCGGGCAGUGGCCAGGGCGCAGAGGGGGGCCACGCGGCCAAAGGGGCGGCGCGCAUCGGCCGAGCGGAGGAGCCGCUCGCGGGGGCGGGUGCGCGCCGCGCCUCCUCCGGGCACAGGGGGCGAGGGUCCGCCCGGGGAGGCAGCAGAGCGGAGGAGAGGAGGGAGAGGAGGGGGAGGCAGCAGGACGGGCAGUGGGCGGGGUGGCGAAGGGGCCGAAUCUCGGCUGCCUCUGCGGCUCGGGCUGCCCCGACUCCGACGGUGAGCAGCCCCGCUGGCGCCAACAACAGCCUGCAGCAGAGCCCGGGCCGGACGUUCCCGCGCGCGCGGCCGCCCGGGGAGGGGCCCGCGGGCGGCCGCGGCCGAGGCGCCCCACGGCAGGGCAGGCGCCGCGCCCGAGCCCAGAUCGGGGAAAAAGCCCGCGGGAGCUCUCCGAGCGCGUGGGCGGCAGGGCCUCCCUUCGGGGGCGCCCGCGAGCUAGGAGCAUGCCGGUGUGUGUGUGGUGCCCUCCGAAGAGUGGCGCGGCGGGCCCCUGGUUCCUGCCUCAGGGCACCGGCGGCCGCCGUCACGACAAUAUGUCUAUGUCCAUAGAAUCCAGAAUUCGCUGCGCAGGCAGCAGAGUGUAGCGGAAGAGAGGUGGAGAGAGAGAGAGAGACGGAAGCAGAAAGAGGCGCAUCAGGUGGUGGACAGCGCAUGCACUAGACUAGGCCCUACGUAGCUGUAUCUAUGGCAAGGGCCAUAUCUCCUCGUGAGCCUGAA